AGCAUUGUUGGGGCAGUGGGAAUCUUCUCUCCAAAUAGUCGAGAGGAGAGGAAAGAACACGGGCCAGUAUGAGAAGCCCAUAGCUUCCUAGGAAUACCUGGCGCUCCGUUCCUCCCUGGUACUGUCUGCCUUCUCCCUACGUCUGGAAGAGCUCCAGGGCUGCCCCACCCCCACCCCCAACGACUGAGGGACACGCAGCAUGAGCCGGUCAAGGCAUGUGGGCAAGAUUCGGAAACGUCUGGAAGAUGUUAAGAACCAGUGGAUCCGGCCAGCCAGAGCUGACUUUAGCGACAAUGAGAGCGCCCGGCUGGCCACAGAUGCCCUCUUGGAUGGGGGUCCUGAGGCUUAUUGGCACGCUCUCAGCCAGGAAGGAGAGGUAGACUUCCUGUCCUCAGUGGAGGCCCAGUACAUACAGGCUCAGGCCAAGGAGCCCCCCAGUGGCCCAGACCCUGCAGGAGGGGCCGAGGCAGGGUCCAAAGGACUCGACUCAUGCUCUCUACAGUCGGGUACCUACUUCCCUGUGGCUUCAGAAGGCAGCGAGCCAGCCCUUCUGCACAACUGGACCUUGGCUGAGAAGCCCUACCUGAAGGAGAAGUCCAGCGCCACUGUGUACUUCCAGAUGGACAAGCACAACAACAUCAGAGAUUUGGUCCGCCGCUGCAUCUCCCGGGCCAGCCAGGUCCUGGCCAUCCUGAUGGAUGUGUUCACAGAUGUGGAGAUCUUUUGUGACAUCCUGGAGGCAGCCAACAAGCGGGGGGUAUUCGUCUGUGUGCUUCUGGACCAGGGAGGUGUGAAGCUCUUCCAGGAGAUGUGCGACAAAGUCCAGGUCUCUGAUAUUCAUCUCAAGAACAUUUCCAUCCGGAGUGUGGAAGGGGAAGUGUAUUGUGCCAAGUCAGGCAGGAAAUUCGCCGGCCAAAUCCAAGAGAAAUUCAUCAUAUCAGACUGGAGGUUUGUCUUAUCCGGAUCAUACAGCUUCUCUUGGCUCUGUGGACACGUGCACAGGAACAUCCUCUCCAAGUUCACCGGCCAGGCUGUGGAGCUGUUUGAUGAGGAGUUUCGACGCCUCUACGCCUCCUCCAAGCCAGUGAUGGGCCUGAAGUCCCCGAGGCUAGUGGCCCCACUCCGGCCCAGCAAGAGUCCAGGAGCCCCCAAUGGCCACCUCAGUGGGAGCAGCGGCUCUGCCAGUGACCGCGCCUCCUCCAACCCUUUCAGCAACUUGUCGACCGGCAGCCAUACCCUCAACCAGAGUGUGUCCACAUCCUCAGGGCCGGGCAGUCCGCUGGCCCCCAUCCCACCCGCGGUCCCAAGGCUUCAGCCCUAUCACAGCCCCCGGAGAGCCGUGGCCCCACAGGCCCUGUUGGUACCCAUGAGGCCCCAUGAGGGAGCAUCUGCUCCCUACAGCAGCUUCAUGGCCUACAGGCCCACGCGGCUGCAGCUACAGCAGCUCGGCCUGGUGCCCAGGGUGACUCACCCCUGGAGGCCUUUCCUACAGGCCUUGCCUCAUUUUUGAAGGGUCCUUCCCCCUCACUGCUUUCCUUCCGGGGUGAGGACUAGGCACUUCUGAAUUUUCUGACUCAAAGGCCAUGCCUUAAUGGCCAAAAGAAUCGAGCCUGAUUCCCCGAAAGCUAAAAGCACCAGAGGUCCGGGAGGGGGUUGGAUUGCUGCCUGCCUCUGAAUGUUCCCAGGCCUGAGACCAUCCACUUGACAAACUGUAUGAGUUCCUUGGUUUUCCUCAGUAGGCCUGGCUAGCCCAUUCUGGAAGAUUCCGGGGAGGCAGCAGAGAGCCCUCAAUGACAAAAUGUGACUGAGAAUCCCUGUCGUCCAAAGGCCAUCCUGGACUUUGAUAUUGAUGUCUACAAAAUGGAAAAAUGGGUAGAUGUUUUAUUAACAGUAUCCACUUCCCAAAGACUCAGCAAGGGAAGAUUCAGUAACAAGGGUGAGAACAUUCUGGAUGUUUUUGGUAGGAAAUGCCCCUCCCCUGUUCAGCGUCUUAAAACUGGAGUUCCCCGGACCUGAUGGAUUAGUAAUGAGACCCCAGAAACUGUGAGUAUGUGGGGUCACCUGAAGCUGCCGCCAGCGGGGAUUCGACAACCUGAUUCCACAAGGCAUUUUCACAGCCUCUGGAAGGCCUUGAACUCUGGGCUGGCUGCAGGGAUGUGAGUUGUCUCGGCUGGAAAUGAAUGGCCUUCAGCAAGGCCCAAGACGGCCUUGGACAACUUUUCAAAGGUUCAGCUGGCCCCAGGCGGCCACCUGCCUCCAGGCCUGAGGUCUCUGCUUGUCCUGCUGAUGCCCUGAGAAAUAAAUGUGGAACCUUCACAAGA
This is a messenger RNA of Peromyscus maniculatus bairdii (prairie deer mouse), 2321 nucleotides long. It is a transcript of the gene Sack1a, whose product is annotated as family with sequence similarity 83 member A. Gene Ontology annotation, molecular function: protein kinase binding. Gene Ontology annotation, biological process: epidermal growth factor receptor signaling pathway. The record is from RefSeq and is a predicted model, not a curated record. Lineage: Eukaryota; Metazoa; Chordata; Mammalia; Rodentia; Cricetidae.